AACCAUCUAAACCACCAUUAAUGUUCCUCUGCCCAUUUCCAAGAAAUUAGAACUCAUUUUUCUCUAAUUUCUUGAUCGUCGCCAUGAACGAUCUAAUCUCUAGUUCAUUCAAGAGAUACACAGACUUAAACCACCAGGUCCAACUCGAUGACAUCGAAUCUCAAAAUGUUUCUCUCGAUUCAGGCAACCUCGAUGAGUUCUUUGGAUAUGUCGAGAGUGUUAAAGAAGACAUGAAAGCUGUCGACGAGAUUCAUAAGCGUCUCCAAGAUGCUAAUGAAGAGUCCAAGACCGUACAUGACUCCAAGGCCAUUAAAAAGCUUCGUGCUCGUAUGGAUUCGAGUGUUACAGAGGUCUUGAAACGUGUCAAGAUGAUAAAGUCGAAGCUUGUGGCUUUGGAGAAAUCAAAUGCUGCGCAGAGGAAAGUCGCUGGUUGUGGUCCUGGCUCGUCUGCUGAUCGGACCAGAACAUCGGUCGUUAGCGGAUUGGGGAAGAAGCUUAAAGACAUGAUGGAUGAUUUUCAGAGACUACGAACCAAAAUGGCUACUGAGUAUAAAGAAACCGUCGAGAGAAGGUACUUCACUGUAACGGGGCAAAAAGCGGACGAAGAGACAGUCGAGAAGCUUAUAUCGAGUGGAGAGAGCGAACGUUUUCUCCAAAAAGCAAUACAAGAGCAAGGUCGCGGACAGAUCAUGGACACAUUAUCAGAGAUUCAAGAACGACACGACACGGUUAAGGAGAUAGAACGGAGUCUGUUAGAGCUGCACCAAGUGUUCCUCGACAUGGCUGCUCUUGUAGAAGCUCAAGGGAAUAUGCUCAAUGACAUCGAAUCAAAUGUCUCAAAAGCGAGCUCUUUCGUCAUGAGAGGGACUGAUCAAUUGCAUGGGGCUAAAGUACUUCAGAGGAACUCGAGGAAAUGGACUUGUAUUGCCAUUAUCCUCGCUAUUGUACUUGUUAUUGUGAUUCUUUUCCCAAUCCUCUAUACCAGUGUACUUAAACCUUGAUUUCAAAAGGUAACUUCUUGUAUUCUUCAAACUCUUUUUGUUAGAGCCCUUUCAAUUUCUUGUAUUGAAUCCAGAGCUGAAGCGAGAGUUUAAUUUGAAGC
This is a messenger RNA of Arabidopsis arenosa, 1102 nucleotides long. Lineage: Eukaryota; Viridiplantae; Streptophyta; Magnoliopsida; Brassicales; Brassicaceae. The record is from the annotation of a GenBank genome assembly.